Messenger RNA from Brachypodium distachyon (stiff brome), 1487 nucleotides. RefSeq names its product alcohol dehydrogenase-like 3. Gene Ontology annotation, molecular function: S-(hydroxymethyl)glutathione dehydrogenase [NAD(P)+] activity; zinc ion binding. The record is from RefSeq and is a predicted model, not a curated record. Lineage: Eukaryota; Viridiplantae; Streptophyta; Magnoliopsida; Poales; Poaceae. Bases 97 to 1287 code for a protein of 396 amino acids. Gene Ontology annotation, biological process: formaldehyde catabolic process. The transcript is spliced from 9 exons. Gene Ontology annotation, cellular component: cytosol.
AAGCAGUCCAACCGUCCAAGCAGCCUGCCUCACUCGCUAGAACCAAGAACUUCAUCUCCCUUGAGGAAAAAAACAACAAAGAAAGAAGUUGACGCCAUGGAAGCUGCCAAUGGUUUCUCCAACGGCGGAAGCACCCAAGGAAAGCCCAUCAAAUGCAAAGCGGCCGUGGCGUGGGGUCCCGGCGAGCCGCUGGUGAUGGAGGAGGUGGAGGUGGCGCCGCCGGCGCCCAUGGAGGUGCGCGUCAAGGUGCUCUUCACCUCCAUCUGCCACACCGAUCUCAGCUUCUGGAAGGGAGAGAACGAGCGUCAACGCAAGUUUCCUCGCAUCCUGGGGCACGAGGCAGCCGGAGUGAUUGAGAGUGUGGGCGAAGGAGUGAAGGACCUUGCACCUGGAGAUCACGUGGUCCCCAUCUUCACAGGUGAGUGCGGGACAUGCGCCUAUUGUGAGUCCAGCAAGACCAACCUGUGUGGGACCUAUCGCGUCAACCCUUUCAAGAGCACCAUGGUCUCCGACAACGGCACAAGGUUCUCCGUGGUAGACCGGUCGAGCGGCGCACCUCAACCCGUGUACCACUUCCUCAACACCUCCACGUUCGCCGAGUACACGGUGCUCGACUCUGCCUGCGCUGUCAAGAUCAACCCCCAGGCUCCUCUUGAGAAAAUGUGUCUUCUCAGCUGCGGCAUCUCCACGGGAGUGGGAGCCGCAUGGAACACUGCAAACGUGUCCAAGGAAUCCACCGUGGCUGUAUUCGGGCUUGGAGCCGUUGGUCUCGCGGUUGCUGAAGGCGCAAGGAUCAGAGGGGCAGCUCGCAUCAUCGGCGUGGACAUUAACCCUGACAAGUUCACCAAAGGCAAGGAGAUGGGCGUCACCGAUUUCAUCGAGUCCAAGGCGUGUGGGAAGCCCGUCCACGAGCUUAUCAGGGACAUGACGGGUGGGGGCGUCGACUGCAGCUUCGAGUGCACCGGCAUCGUUGACGUGCUCCGGGAGGCCUUUCUCUCCACACAUGACGGCUGGGGCCUGACCGUGGCGCUGGGGAUCCAUCCGACGCCCAGGAUGCUGCCGCUGCACCCGAUGGAGCUCUUCGACGGCCGUCGGAUCACCGGCUGCGUCUUCGGCGACUUCAAGGGCAAGUCGCAGCUCCCCCUCCUCGUCGACCAGUGCAUCAACGGGGAGGUGAAGAUAAACUUCGACGGGUUCAUAACCCACGAGAUGCCAUUCUCGGAGAUCAACGAGGCUUUCCGGCUGCUGGAGGAGGGCAAGUCUCUCCGGUGUGUGCUCCGUCUGUGAUGUGAAAAAAAAUGGGACGGGAAAAAAUAAGCGUUAAUUUCUAAUACCGUGCUGUAAGUUUGCUACCUUGUGGGCAUGCUAUAUACUCUACGACCAGGCCCGAGUCGUAGAGUAUAUAGCAGAAUUAUUGGCUUCCCCUCAAAGAAGAAAAAAAUUCUCAGAAUUAUUGGCUUCCCCUCAAAGGAAAAAUAAAUAUCUCA